UGUUUAUACCUUAUGUUUGUGUAAAACGCUACAAUGUAUUACGAAAAAUGAAAAUAUUAAAUAUUAAAAAACAACAUUUAUAAAAUAUCAAAUUAUAAACAAUAAAUUAUUAAAUAAUAUUUUUGAUUUUUAGUUUUGUGUUUUCUAUAUUCAUAUUAACAAUGGCUCUUGCUAGUAUGCAAAGGAAAACCAAUGUGCGAUUGCCUCCAGAAAUUAAUAGGGUUCUUUACAUUAGAAAUUUACCUUACAAAAUAACGGCUGAGGAGAUGUAUGAUAUUUUUGGAAAAUAUGGUGCCAUUCGUCAAAUUAGAGUAGGCAACACCCCAGAUACAAGAGGGACAGCAUUUGUAGUAUAUGAAGAUAUAUUUGAUGCAAAGAAUGCCUGUGAUCACUUGUCUGGAUUCAAUGUGUGCAACCGAUACUUAGUGGUCUUAUAUUAUCAGUCAACCAAAGCAUUUAAAAAAUUGGAUACAGACAAGAAGAAAGCAGAAUUAGAAAAAGUUAAAAUGAAAUAUGGCCUCAGUGAAGAAAAUUAGAAGUAAACUAAAUAAUUUUCUCUGCAAAUAACUGUUUAAGACAUAUAAUGUACAUGGUAUUUAUAAACUAUAACAGAAUAUGUAAAUAUUAAACUAAAAUUAAUUUUAAAGAUUUGCUUAAAAUUAUAAUUAUAACUUUAAAUUUUAUAAUUUUAAAUGUAUUCAACUAUAAUCAUCAGUCUAUCAUAAACUAGUAAUUAUAGUUGACUGAGACUGUCUAUGUGAUCACUAAGUCAUUAAUAAAAAAUGUAUUUUUCGAUGUCUUACCCAACUGUAUAUACGCAUCAGUACAUGAUUAAAAUUAUUAAUUUACACAAAAAAA
Molecule: messenger RNA, 858 nt
Organism: Myzus persicae (green peach aphid)
Lineage: Eukaryota; Metazoa; Arthropoda; Insecta; Hemiptera; Aphididae
Gene: Sf3b6
Product: splicing factor 3B subunit 6-like protein
Exons: 4
Coding region: 162-536 (124 amino acids)
Cellular component (GO): cytoplasm; ribonucleoprotein complex; nucleus
Molecular function (GO): mRNA binding
Source: RefSeq, a predicted model, not a curated record